Messenger RNA from Chelonus insularis, 1459 nucleotides. It is a transcript of the gene Tbp, whose product is annotated as TATA binding protein. Lineage: Eukaryota; Metazoa; Arthropoda; Insecta; Hymenoptera; Braconidae. Gene Ontology annotation, biological process: DNA-templated transcription initiation. The record is from RefSeq and is a predicted model, not a curated record. The transcript is spliced from 5 exons. Bases 1 to 930 code for a protein of 309 amino acids. Gene Ontology annotation, molecular function: DNA binding; RNA polymerase II general transcription initiation factor activity.
AUGGAUCAAAUGUUACCAAGUCCUGGGUUCUCCAUACCCAGCAUUGGAACCCCACUUCAUCAACCUGAAGAAGAUCAACAAAUUCUUCCAAAUGCUCUCCAACAACAGCAACAGCAACAACAACAACAAUCCCAACAGUAUCAAUUACAACAAAUGCACACAAUGAGUCCUGGUUUACAAAGUGGAAUGUUGAUGCUUACUCCUCAGAAAACUAUGCAUACCUAUGCUCCUACACCUGCUUUUGCUACUCCUCAGAGUCUCAUGCAACCCCAGACGCCGCAAAACAUGAUGUCGCCCGCUAUCCAACCAUCAAGCAACAUCGCUCCAGCUUCCAUAGGACCUUCAACACCUGGUCCAAUGACUCCAAUGACUCCUGCAUCAGCAGACCCUGGAAUUUUACCUCAAUUACAAAAUAUUGUGUCCACAGUUAAUUUAAAUUGUAAAUUAGACUUAAAGAAAAUAGCAUUACAUGCGAGAAAUGCUGAAUAUAAUCCUAAACGAUUUGCUGCUGUGAUUAUGCGAAUUCGUGAACCACGAACAACUGCAUUGAUAUUUAGCAGUGGCAAAAUGGUGUGUACCGGUGCUAAAAGUGAAGAGGAUUCACGUUUAGCUGCUAGGAAGUAUGCUAGGAUUAUUCAAAAACUAGGAUUCCCUGCAAAGUUUUUAGACUUUAAGAUACAGAACAUGGUUGGAAGCUGUGAUGUAAAGUUUCCUAUAAGGCUGGAAGGAUUAGUUUUAACGCAUGGUCAGUUCUCAUCGUAUGAACCUGAAUUAUUUCCUGGUUUAAUUUAUCGAAUGGUUAAACCAAGAAUUGUUUUACUCAUCUUCGUGUCUGGAAAGGUGGUUUUAACAGGUGCAAAGGUGCGUCAAGAGAUUUAUGAAGCAUUUGAUAACAUUUAUCCAAUAUUGAAAAGUUUCAAAAAACAAUGACAUUUCACAUUCAUUGUUAUUUUUUACGUGAUAUUUAAUAUUAAUCAAUAGAAUAACUAGAAGAGAGCUUAUCUGUUUUUUAAUAAUAAUAAUUAAUUAAUUCAAAAUACUACAUAACAUGUGUAAACAGUAUAAAAACCCCUAAACUCAGGGAAUCCUUUGACAAAUCUUCUAUAUAAAAAAUUUCGAGUUUUCUUAUUUCCAUUUUGUAAAAGUUUCCUACAAAAUUUUCUAUUUUACUCUCACCAAAUGCAUCUUUUUCUGUUACACAAGCUACAUAGUAUUGUGAAUUAUUUAAAACAGAAAAAUAUUACUUUCGUCUAUCAAAUCUACUUGAAUUUCAUAGGCAAAAUUAAUUGCUUGAAAUACUACUUUAUCAUACCAUUAUUAAGUCACAUAGAACUUUUUAAUUAAUUUCAUUAUUUUACAAAUAAUUUACAUAGAAAUUUGUAUUCACAAAUUUCUAUUAAUUACAAAGAAAAGUCAUUGGAUGUGCCUUUAAUGACAUUUUUUCAUCAACGCCUUCCUU